AAGCUCCAGACGUGGCCAUCCGUGCUUUUUUCCUUUUAACCCACAGGCGGUCCCCCCUUUGCCCGUGCCCCCAGCCGCUUUAUCUGGUGCUUGGGCUCACUGGUUUUCAUUCAAUUCUCGAUCUCUCGUUCUGACGGCAAUUGUCGUGCCCGUCUUCUACCCGUCUUCUACCCGUUUCCUUUGCACCGUUGCUCACUAAAAACAAAUUAAUCAUAAUUCUGAUAGUACCCUGCAGCCUAAGUUCCGUGCCCCGCCCCGGACUGUUUGUGACUUGGUGCCCUUGAUCUGUGAUAAUCUCCUCCUUUGUAUCGAUCAGACCAGUUCAUUGGUCGCCUCUCGGUCUAACCCCAUUUGCACAUACAUUGUCUCGCUCGGUGCCCCGCGUCCCCGACACUGACAGGAUGCCUUCCCUGGAGUCCCCCACCCAGAAUGAGGCCCGGCUGCUCCUCGUUUCCAAUCGCCUGCCAAUUACCAUCAAGCGGUCGGACGAUGGCCGAUAUGACUUUUCCAUGUCGUCCGGCGGCCUGGUCAGUGGCCUGAGCGGUUUGUCGAAAUCCACCACCUUCCAAUGGUACGGCUGGCCCGGCUUGGAGGUCCCGGAGGCGGAGAUUCCGGUUGUGAAGCAGCGCUUGAAGCAAGAGUACAAUGCUGUGCCGGUCUUCAUCGACGAUGAACUGGCAGAUCGCCACUAUAAUGGUUUCUCUAAUUCUAUUCUCUGGCCCCUUUUCCAUUACCAUCCCGGCGAGAUCACUUUUGAUGAGUCCGCCUGGGAGGCAUACAAAGAUGCCAACCGCCUCUUCGCCAAAGCCGUGGCAAAGGAGGUCAAGGAUGGUGACUUGAUCUGGGUUCACGAUUAUCACUUGAUGCUCCUUCCCGAGAUGCUGCGAGAGGAGAUUGGCAACAGUAAGGAAAAUGUGAAGAUUGGUUUUUUCCUCCACACUCCCUUUCCCAGUAGCGAGAUCUACAGAAUUCUUCCGGUGCGGAACGAGCUGUUGCUUGGUGUCCUUCACUGCGACUUGAUCGGAUUCCAUACGUACGACUACACCAGACACUUCUUGAGUGCUUGUUCGCGACUACUGGGCCUGACAACCACCCCUAAUGGCAUCGAAUUCCAGGGCAAGAUCAUUGCCUGUGGCGCUUUCCCCAUCGGUAUUGAUCCCGAGAAGUUCGAAGAGGGACUGAAGAAGGAAAAGGUUCAGAAACGGAUUGCGAUGCUGGAGCAGAAAUUCCAAGGUGUGAAGCUGAUGGUGGGCGUUGACCGCCUCGAUUACAUCAAGGGGGUCCCUCAGAAGUUGCAUGCCCUCGAGGUGUUCCUCAGUGAUCAUCCAGAGUGGGUUGGCAAAGUUGUCCUGGUGCAGGUUGCAGUUCCCAGUCGGCAAGAUGUGGAGGAGUAUCAGAACCUGAGGGCCGUUGUGAAUGAACUUGUGGGCCGGAUCAAUGGCAAAUUUGGCACUGUUGAGUUUAUGCCAAUCCAUUUCCUGCAUAAGUCGGUCAAUUUCGACGAGCUGAUUGCUCUGUAUGCGGUUUCCGAUGCUUGCAUCGUUUCCUCGACCCGUGACGGAAUGAACCUUGUUGCUUAUGAGUACAUCGCCACUCAGAAGAAGCGCAAUGGUGUCUUGGUACUCUCGGAGUUCGCCGGUGCCGCUCAGAGCCUUAACGGCAGUAUUAUCAUCAACCCAUGGAAUACCGAAGAGUUGGCGGGAGCCUAUCAGGAAGCCGUGACCAUGAGCGACGAGCAGAGAGCCCUCAACUUUUCCAAGCUGGAUAAAUACGUUAACAAAUAUACAAGUGCAUUCUGGGGACAGUCCUUUGUGACAGAACUGACCCGCAUUUCAGAGCAUUCAGCGGAGAAGUUCCACGCCAAAAAGGCUUCUUUCAGCUCAAACUCUGAGAACGGGGAACAUGCAAACGGCGUGGAAACUCCAGCUGAGGAACAAGUGGCGCAGUGAGCUUGGCGACGCUGCUUGCUAUGAAUUCUUUUCGACCAAUGAUCAAUUUAAAAUGGGAAUGCGUGAAUGAAUGGCUUAAGACGUUUAUUUUACUGGUAUACGAGCACACGGCGUGGCGAAGUAUGGUUUUUUCCAGCAGA
Messenger RNA from Aspergillus ibericus CBS 121593, 2089 nucleotides. RefSeq names its product glycosyltransferase family 20 protein. The transcript has 5 exons. NCBI's taxonomy places the organism in Eukaryota, Fungi, Ascomycota, Eurotiomycetes, Eurotiales, Aspergillaceae. Gene Ontology annotation, biological process: cellular response to heat; trehalose biosynthetic process. The record is from RefSeq and is a predicted model, not a curated record. The coding region runs from base 402 to 1949 and encodes 515 amino acids. Gene Ontology annotation, molecular function: alpha,alpha-trehalose-phosphate synthase (UDP-forming) activity. Gene Ontology annotation, cellular component: alpha,alpha-trehalose-phosphate synthase complex (UDP-forming); cytosol.